Messenger RNA from Gadus chalcogrammus (walleye pollock), 4386 nucleotides. RefSeq names its product protein associated with LIN7 1, MAGUK p55 family member b (gene pals1b). Gene Ontology annotation, biological process: generation of neurons; establishment or maintenance of polarity of embryonic epithelium; establishment or maintenance of epithelial cell apical/basal polarity. The record is from RefSeq and is a predicted model, not a curated record. The transcript is spliced from 14 exons. Gene Ontology annotation, molecular function: protein binding. Lineage: Eukaryota; Metazoa; Chordata; Actinopteri; Gadiformes; Gadidae. The coding region runs from base 599 to 2587 and encodes 662 amino acids. Gene Ontology annotation, cellular component: plasma membrane; adherens junction.
GGCUGAUGGAAUUGAAAUUGAGAUGGGGUAGAAGAGGCUACUUGAGUCAGAUUUCAGUCAGUGUGCCCCUCAAUGGAAUAGGCUACCGAAUGCCCAUGCGCCGACACGCACCUAUUUUCCUGACCACAAGGGGCGCUGUGGAGUUUAAUAGUUGCCAAGGAGAUGACAUAAACAGCGAGCUCUCCUCAACUCCACAAGGCUCCGUCCGAGCCCAGCACGGUCAUGUGAGAGGCAGAAAGAAAGAGAGGGAAGAGUAUGAAGCCAAUACCCUAACCAACACUGAAUGACCGCAACUUUCAGAAACACUGAACCAGGACAUACAUCCUCCUAGAAGAACCAGACGGCUAUAUUUGAAGUGGUCAUCUCCCACGGAGGGGCGCGGUCUGGGCCCUGCAUCGUUGUCUUCCGCGGCGCCAUGGCCCCUGUACCGAGGAGCCGGUGCGGCAGCCCUUCGUAGCUCUCUCUGCGGUGCGACCCGCCGUAGCUGCGCCCGUGGGUGGGGGCGCGGGGCGGGGGGGUUGAGUGGCUGUUUGAGAGCAGCAGCAGCAGCAGCAGCAAUAAGCAGCCGGCGGUUGUUAGCGGCACAAUCCCCGACAGGAUGUUCUCGUCGUCCCACAUGAACGGCUACGGGAACCCGGGUUUGUCAGAGCAGGGCAACCAGCCGCCGCACAGGGAGCGGGCGGUGGACUGCCCCGGGGACAAGGAGGGCGGGGACGGCAGGCCCUCGCGCUGCGGCGCCCAGAUGGAGAGGAUCCAGCACUACCAGGAGGAGCUGAGGAAGAGGAGGGAGGAGGAAGGAGGGGGAAGGGCCCGCCACGAGGUGGACCCCGACGCCUCGCUGCGCCUCAAGAAGCUCUCGCAGAACCCCAAGGUGGGCAUCGACAACCCCACCUUCGACGGGAAGGAGAGGCUACCCGAGCACGGCCCCCCCGAGCACGGGCCGGACCCCGCAGCCGAGCUGGAGGAGAUGCUGCAGGCCCUGCUCUGGGCCAAGCAGUGUCUGACAGACACUCAGAGCCAGCAGGACGUGGCACUGGUGCUGCAGCUGCUGACCAAGGAGGAGUUCAGGACGGCCCACAGUGUGCACAGCGCUGUGUCCCGUCAGAUGAACCGUGCGGGGCCAACGGCGCCCCUCACCGCCCAGGCCCAGGGCCUCUGCCAGGAGGUACAGAAGAUUCUCCAGUCCAGCCACCAGAAGGAAGGUGUGGAGCUCCGCACUCUGCUCACCACCCCUCACGUAAAGGCCCUGAUGCAGGCUCAUGAUGGCAUCGCGGUGCAGGAGCUGAACGAGGAGAAGGAGCCAGAAGUCCAGUACAUGGGGGAGACGGUGAAACUGGUGCGGCUGGAGAAGACCCUGGACACCCCUCUGGGCGCCACGGUGCGUAACGACAUGGAGAGCGUGGUGGUGAGCCGCGUGGUGAAGGGCGGCGCGGCGGAGCGCAGCGGCCUGCUCACCGAGGGCGACGAGAUCCUGGAGAUCAACGGCGUCCCCGUCCGCGGGAAACACAUCAACGACGUGCACGACCUCAUCCAACAAAUGCACGGCACUCUGACCUUCCUGCUCAUCCCCAGCGCCCAGUCUAAGCCUCCUGCACACAGACAGACAGUGAUGCACAUCAGGGCCUACUUCGACUACGACCCCUCCGAGGAUCCCUUCGUGCCGUGCCGCGAGCUGGGCCUGUCCUUCCAGAAGGGGGACAUCCUCCACAUCAUCAGCCAGGACGACCCCAACUGGUGGCAGGCCUACCGGGACGGGGACGAGGACAACCAGCCCCUCGCCGGGCUGGUCCCGGGCAAGAGCUUCCAGCAGCAGAGGGAGACUUUGAAGAAAACGGUGGUGGACAAGGGCCGAGAACAGCCGGGGAAGCUUUGGUACGCCAAGAAGACCAAGAAAGCCAGGAAGAAGGACCUACAUAACUUGGACAGUAAUACAGAGUACGAGGACAUCCUGACCUAUGAGGAGAUGGCCCUCUACCACCAGCCCGCCCACCGCAAGCGUCCCAUCGCUCUGAUUGGUCCCCCAAACAGCGGGCACGACAACCUGAGGAGGAGGAUGCUGACCAUCGAACCAGACAAGUUUUCCAGCGCUGUACCGCACACCACCCGGGGCCCGCGGAUACACGAGCGCAACGGGCGCGAGUACCACUUCGUCAGCCACGCCGCCUUCCAGGCGGACCUGGUGGCCGGCAAGUUCGUGGAGUCCGGGGAGUUUGAGAAGAACCUGUACGGCACCAGCACCGACUCGGUCCGCCACGUGGUCAACACCGGGCGCAUCUGCCUGCUCUCUCUGCACACCCGGUCGCUGCGGGUGUUGAGGUCCUCCAACCUGAAGCCCUUCGUCAUCUUCAUCGCUCCUCCUUCCCAGGAACGACUGCGCACCCUGCUGGCCGCCGAGGGGAAGACACCAAAGCCCGAGGAGCUGAAGGAGGUGAUCGAGAAGGCCCGUGAGAUGGAGCAGAGCUACGGACACCUGUUCGACGCCGCCAUCGUCAACGGCGACCCCGACACGGCGUUCCGCGAGCUGCGCCGGCUCAUCGAGAAGCUGGACACCGAGCCCCAGUGGGUGCCAACGUCCUGGCUGUGCUAGAGCCCCAGAGGGGGCCCACCUCCUGGCUGUGCUAGAGCCCCAGAGGGGGCCCACCUCCUGGCUGUUCUAGAGCCCCAGAGGGGACCCACCUCCUGGCUGUUCUAGAGCCCCAGAGGGGGGCCCCCUUCCUGGCUGUGCUAGAGCCCCAGAGGGGGCCCACCUCCUGGCUGUGCUAGAGCCCCAGAGGGGGCCCACCUCCUGGCUGUUCUAGAGCCCCAGAGGGGACCCACCUCCUGGCUGUUCUAGAGCCCCAGAGGGGGGCCCCCUUCCUGGCUGUGGUAGAGCCCCAGAGGGGGACCUCCUCCUGGCUGUGCUAGAGCCCCAGAGGGGGGCCACCUCCUGGCUGUGCUAGAGCCCCAGAGGGGGGCCCACCUCCUGGCUGUUCUAGAGCCACAGAGGGGGGCCCACCUCCUGGCUGUUCUAGAGCCACAGAGGGGGGCCCACCUCCUGGCUGUUCUAGAGCCACAGAGGGGGCCCUCCUCCUGGCUGUGCUAGAGCCCCAGUGGGUGCCCACCUCCUGGCUGUGCUAGAGCCCCAGAAUGCUGAGGUGUCUCUGGGCGUUGUCGGGGUAAUGGAGGGGGGGGCAGUGAUGCUGAUGGUGACAGUGUUCAUAGGGGGAGGUUGGGUGGUGACUUGCCCCCUAAAAUAGGGUAACGGAGGGGUGGAUGGGGGGGAAAGGAAGGGUUUGAGGAAAGGAAGAGUUGGUGGUUACGGGGUCACUGCAGUUUGAACUUGAACAAAAUGGAGAGGCCUUCUUCUUGUCCGUAGAGGAGCUGGCUGUCACCAGGAUGUAGCGGGGACAGACGUGUUUCUUGAAUUAGUUUUGGAUAGUCUGUUUGGGGGAUUUCUUUUUUUUCUUUGUCAAACUCCGUGCAAAGCCAUGUUUGGUAAAGAAAACUAGGGACAGUAUUACAAUUGUUACUUUUAUAGUAAUUUAUGAUUGUACAUAUGUAUUUUGUAUAGAGGAGAAAGGGUUACAUAAUAUCCUAUUGAUGCUUGAUACUUGCUGGGUGCACAAAGUAAAAACACUUCUGCUCAAGAACACCUUUUUAAAACGGACUUAUCUUCCAAUCAACGAAACCAAAACGAAUGCUAUGCAAUAUAUCGAGGUAAUUUAUCUUCACCAAAGUCAGUAUUAUUUAUUAUUGUAAAAAAUAGCGAUAUUUAUGCAAUGAUAACGACAUGCCUCAACGUUUUUAGUAUGUUACGGUUGUCUUAUUCUGUCAGAGGUAAAUCAAUUCACUCCCAACAAUAUAAUUAUAUGGGUCUAGUUUUGUUCCUCCACAUGAGGAACUGGGGUUUCCUUUUAGUUUUCUUAAAACAUUGCUGUACUUCGUCUCCACGUUUCCCAAUCAUUUCUGUUGCCAACUCAGGAAAAUAGUGUCAAUAAAUGUGUGAACAAUGGUAAACAAAAUUUGUAUCUGCCUAUAUAUCAGUUAAAUCGACUGUCAAAGUAAAGAUGUGAAUUGUUUAACCCAUCUUUGCAGAAUGAGCAUGGUAGGUGGCAUUUUUACACAGCUUUGAUGAAUGCUCGAAUGCGCUGGUCAAUCACGGCAUUAUACAGUCUGUUUUUUCAUAAAGCAGACUGUUGCCAUGGACAGUUCAAACCUUAGAAUCUUAAUACUAUUUUAUUGAAAUAUUUUUGUAUUGUUAUAUUUUGUGUCCAAUUAUUGAUUUCCUUAGUAGGGAGAAAAUCUAUUUAAAUAAAUAAACCCCUUAAAGCUGAUCCUGAAUUCAUAAUCCCUUGACUAGCGACAAACAUGACUUCCAAAGCUUUUAUUCCUUAAAAUUAAACAUCG